GCAGGGCCUGUGCCCGCCCCAACCUCGCCUGGUGUCACUCUGGAAACGCUCCUGCCCCGCACCGCCAGUCUCAGCCAGGGCCAAGCCCUGUCUGGACAUGUGGGGCUGGCUCGUGCAUGCAGGUGUGCCCAUCCGUGUGGGAACAGGGUGCCACAGAAGGGGACAUGGUUGCGAUGACACAGAACCAGAGCCCACGAGGGCCCAAGCCCUGGCCCACCUGUCAUCUUGGUCUCCCUGAGGCCUUGGGGCCUGAGUUCUCAGAUGCCCACAUGACGUGGCUGAACUUCGUCCGGCGGCCGGAUGAUGGGGUCUCAAAGAAACGAUGCCGAGGCCAGAACAAAAAGUUGCGAGGCCUCUCCGGCCCCCCAGGGCCUCCUGGGCCCCCUGGCCCCCCAGGCCCCCCCGGUGCGGAAAUCACUCAGGAGGCCCUGCUGAGGGAGUUUCAGGAGAUGCUGAAAGAAGCCACCGAGCGUCGGUUCUCGGGGCUGCUGGGCCCGUUGCUACCCGAGGGGACAGGCGAGCGGCUGGUGGCCGAGGGCUUCCACUGCCAGCUGAAGGGCCCCAUGCGGGUGGACAAGAAGACUCUGGUAGAGCUGCAUGACUUCCAGGCUGUGAGUGGAUGUGGGGGGUGGGCCUGGCAGGUUGCUGAGGGGCCUGGCAAGCCCUGGUCAUCUUGGGAGCAUCUGCUGCAGGUCCUCACAUACUUAAUGGGGUCCAGCUGCGGGGCAAGGUGCUGGGUUGGCCCCCUACAAGUGAGCAGGCCCACAGCCGCCAUGGGAUGGCCACGCGGCACACGCAGAGCACGGCCCACAGCCACUGUGGGACGACCACGCAGCACAUGCAAAGCAGGGCCCACAGCCACCACGGGAUGGCCACGUGGCACACGUGCAGUGGGACCCAGGGCAGCCUGGGUCAGGGUGGGAGGUCUUGUGUGCGCCAAGGCUUCGGGUGGUGUCCAGAGUGGCCAGGAAGCAGGGAUACCCUCCCCUGUGGGGGCUCUCGGGGCCUUACCCACCCCUUGGGGCCUAAAGCCUGUGCCCGGAGGUCCAGGGAUGCAGACACAUGGGUCAUCCCAUUGUCCUGCCCACCAGGGCCUACUUGGGGUUGGGGGCUGUUGGUUGCAGCCUCCUCCCCCAGACUGGGUGUGCAAGAUGAGGGUCGAGGCCCUGGAGCCUGGGGUUCACCUGCUGUCCCUCCAGCCUACAGCCCAGGGCGCCUUCCUGCGGGGGUCCGGCCUGAGCCUCGCCUCGGGCCGGUUUACAGCCCCAGUGAGCGCCAUUUUCCAGUUCUCUGCCAGCCUGCAUGUAGACCACAGGGAGCUGCAGGGCAGGGGUCAGCUGCGGGCCCGGGACACAGUGCGGGCACUCAUCUGCAUCGAGUCCCUGUGCCAUCGCCACACGUCCCUGGAGGCCAUCUCAGGCCUAGAGAGCAAUGGCAGGGUCUUCACGGUGCACGUGCAGGGGCUGCUGGAGCUGCAGGUGAGGCAGGAGGGGUGGCAGGGCAGGAGGGGUCCUGGGCCUCCAAGCCUCCACCUGGAUGCUGCCCAGCCCGUCAAGUGGACGGACGUCAGCUAUGUGGCCACUCAGGACCCCUGGGCCCUGCAUGGCCUGGGGCAGGUGCCACCUGAUGGGGCUGGGGCACCAUUGCUCCAUGAGCUCCCCUUGGGCAGGCCUGUGGGGGGUGACAUUCACUGUGAGUGUCUGCAGGCUGGACAGUACACCUCCGUCUUCGUGGACAAUGGCUCCGGGGCGGCCCUCACCGUCCAGAGCAGCUCCAGCUUCUCUGGCCUGCUCCUGGGCAUGUGAGGGCACCAGCCAGAGCUGAGAGGAGCUGCUGUGAAGAGGACUCUGUGAGGCUGUGGAGGGGCUGCCCGGCCCCCACUCCGCCCCGACCUUUGUUAUCUGUGGUCACAGCAAUAAAGAGCCCCCAGCCCUC
Equus caballus (horse) is the source of this 1935-nucleotide messenger RNA. NCBI's taxonomy places the organism in Eukaryota, Metazoa, Chordata, Mammalia, Perissodactyla, Equidae. The record is from RefSeq and is a predicted model, not a curated record.